Thecamonas trahens ATCC 50062 is the source of this 299-nucleotide messenger RNA. RefSeq lists its product as uncharacterized. The coding region runs from base 19 to 201 and encodes 60 amino acids. Gene Ontology annotation, biological process: proton motive force-driven ATP synthesis. The transcript is spliced from 2 exons. Gene Ontology annotation, molecular function: proton transmembrane transporter activity. The record is from RefSeq and is a predicted model, not a curated record. NCBI's taxonomy places the organism in Eukaryota, Apusomonadida, Apusomonadidae.
CCUCUCCCUCUCUCCACAAUGCCCACCCCCACCACUGUCCAGUUCGCCCGCUACGCCGCCUUCACCGCAGGCCUCGUCUACGGUGUCGUCCGCCACUCGUCGCUCGCCUCGCACGUCGCUGCUGAGAAGAGCCUUGCUGCCUCGGGUGAUGUCUGGUGGUCGGCUCAGGACGGUGAGAAGCAGGCUGAUGGCCAUCACUAAGAUGGCACCUGGCCCGGCCUUCCUACCGUCGCCGGCCCGCCUCUUGUGCCAACGCUUCUCGGUGCAACAAACACACAACACACACACACACACACACA